AUGGCAGACCUUAAUCUCCAAGAGAUCCACGACACCCUCCUCGACAUCGCGAGCGAGGCGGGCAAGAUGAUCUUGGCCGCGAACCCGUCUUCGAUUGACCAAGGCAUCAAGCUCAACUCCGUCGACAUCGUCACCGAAACAGACCAAGCCGUCGAGAAGAUGGUCUCGACCCGCCUGCAGUCCACCUACCCGAAUAUCUCCUUCAUGGGGGAGGAGACGUACACAAAGGGCACCCGCCUCGGCCCGGAACCGACCUUCGUCGUGGACCCCAUCGACGGCACCACGAACUUUGUCCACUCCUUCCCCGACGCCUGUAUCUCCCUCGGUCUGUCCGUCGACUGCGUCCCCGUCGUCGGCGUCAUCUACAACCCCUUCCAGGACCUCUUGUUCACGGGCAUCAAGGGCAAGGGCAGCUACAUGCGCCGUGCGGGCGGAGCGCCGCAGCGCUUGCCUCUGGCCAAGAGCCCGAUCCCGCUCAAGGGGCUGGACGGCGCGCUGUUGGCGUGCGAGUGGGGCUCCACGCGCGACGGGCCAAACUUUGACCUCAAGGCCGAGACGUUCAAGAAGCUGGCCGCGACCAAGGAGACGGGCGGCGCGAUGGUGCACUCGAUGCGCGCGCUGGGGUCCGCGGCGCUGAAUCUCGCGGCUGUGGCGGCGGGCCAGUUGGACAUGUACUGGGAGGGCGGGUGCUGGGCGUGGGAUGUGUGCGCCGGCUGGUGCAUCCUGGCCGAGGCGGGCGGGAUCAUGGUCGGCGGAAACCCGGGCGUCUGGAAGCCUGCUGUGGACGAGAGGGUGUAUCUCGCCGUGAGAGGGGCGCCCGCCGGGCAGAAGGAGAUUGUGGAGGAGUUUUGGAAGGUGCUUGACGGGAAGAAGCUGGACUACUCCGUCUAG
Messenger RNA from Colletotrichum spaethianum, 891 nucleotides. Its product is annotated as inositol monophosphatase 2. Gene Ontology annotation, molecular function: inositol monophosphate 1-phosphatase activity. The coding region runs from base 1 to 891 and encodes 296 amino acids. The transcript has 2 exons. The record is from RefSeq and is a predicted model, not a curated record. NCBI's taxonomy places the organism in Eukaryota, Fungi, Ascomycota, Sordariomycetes, Glomerellales, Glomerellaceae. Gene Ontology annotation, biological process: inositol metabolic process; phosphatidylinositol phosphate biosynthetic process; signal transduction.